Messenger RNA from Agrilus planipennis (emerald ash borer), 1497 nucleotides. RefSeq lists its product as uncharacterized. The record is from RefSeq and is a predicted model, not a curated record. The coding region runs from base 130 to 1179 and encodes 349 amino acids. NCBI's taxonomy places the organism in Eukaryota, Metazoa, Arthropoda, Insecta, Coleoptera, Buprestidae. The transcript has 4 exons. Gene Ontology annotation, cellular component: cytoplasmic microtubule.
ACAUGAGAGUGGUUUAAUUAAUUUUUGAAUUUCAUGUAAUGUUGCAGAAAAUUGAUUCUGUAGUUAAAAAGCAAAAUAUAAUAGUUGUUUAAUUUGAUUAAAAUUUGUUAUUAGAAUCAGAAGUGCCUAAUGUACGGAAAUACUUUAGCAGGUGUUUUUCCAGAGCCAAAGGCGCCACAGAAAAGGAAUUUUGUUAAAGAAAAUGUUAGGCAAAUAAAACGAAUACAAAACGUAAUGCAAAGAAUGUCACAAGAAGGAAAAACUCAGGCUUCAAAAGACAAAUUUCAGACAGUUCCUGCCAAUCAGCGACCAGUUCCAGUUAAAGCAAUAAAACCUAUCCAAAAAAUAUCGGCCAAUUCUUUAGCUCAGAAAAAAACUUCAGAAAAGAACAUUAAGAAAGCAAAAAAACAGAAAAAUCAAAAGAUCAGUACUGAGACACAAUUAAUUGAAGAAAGCGCACCAAGAAGUAAGGAACCAUCGGGCGUUAGUUCAUUUAGGAGAAAUGACAAGUUUGUUACACGUGGUAUACAAACAGAAAAAACAGAUAAUUUAGAAAAAUUUUUGGAAACUGGUGUUAUUAAAUAUGCAAGUGACAAAUUAUCUACCAAACCACCAAAUAAAAAAGUCAGUCCUCCUACCACUAAAAGAUUUGAAAGUGGUGAUGCACCAUUAAAUUCACCAGAAGUGUGUCGCAUUUUUGAAACCAACAAAAGUUUUGGCGACAGUUUAACUGAUAAAAUAAACUCUUUAACAUUUUCUUCAGAUUUAAAUGAGAAACCUCAUGACUUUAUAAAAGAAAAUAUAAUGGCUUUAAGAGAUAAAUCUAAAAAAAAUGAAGCAAAACAUGAUCCCUGUCAACCCCCUGCUGGUUAUCAAAAAGGCCAUCUGCCCAAGUAUUUGAAAGAACGCAGGGAAGAACAGAAAAAAGAAGUUGAAAAAUUAGAUAUUGAUUGUCCUGAAGGUCAUGUUCUUUUGCCUGAUGAAGAAAGAAGAGAAACUUUAAGGGUAUUAAGGCAGAGCUAUGCAGAUCGAAUACAAGAGUUAAAUUCAAUGCCUGUCAGAAAUGAUACUUUACGAAUGAGAAGACGUAAAAUGGAGAUUGAGGAGGAGCUUAAAAAAAUUGACGAAGGCAUUAAAGUUUUCCAGAGACCAAAAGUCUACGUUAAAAUAAAUGCCUGAUAUACAAACGAACUGCUUAAGGUGCUUUUAGAUCUCGUAAAAAAUUGUAAAUGGUAACAUUUUUUCGUAUUUUCUUUUUUUAACAAUUUUAUCAAACACAACAGCAAAUUGUGUAAAAUAAGUAUAUAAUUGACAGGGAUUUGUUCAAACAAUAAUUGUGAUAUAUACAUAACAUAGAGACGUGUGUGUUUCCUACAAUUGCACGUUUAUUGUACAAAUUUAUUGUGAUAUAAAAAUAAUAAUAAAUUCAUUGACUGUCUGAAUUAGAAUGUAGAAUCAACAGCAAAGUAAAAUAAAAACUUUCAGAUUGCUUAAUAA